Oenanthe melanoleuca is the source of this 864-nucleotide messenger RNA. RefSeq names its product protein SCO2 homolog, mitochondrial (gene SCO2). Gene Ontology annotation, biological process: mitochondrial respiratory chain complex IV assembly. The record is from RefSeq and is a predicted model, not a curated record. NCBI's taxonomy places the organism in Eukaryota, Metazoa, Chordata, Aves, Passeriformes, Muscicapidae.
UCCCGCCCCUUCCGGCGUGGCCCCGCCCCUUCCCGGUAUUUCCUGUUCCGGUGGCGGCGGCGCGGGCGCUCCGAGCGGCCGGCGGCGGACGGGGCGUGGGGUCACAGGGCAAAGGUCAGAGCCAUGCUGCGCUCCCUGCGCCCCCUCCCCCGGCUGUGCCCCGCCCUGCGCCACCCCAAGCGCCGCCUGUGCGCGCCCCCCGGCCCUGCCGGGCUCCCCCUGCGGGCGCGGCUGGCGGUGGCGGGCGCGGUGGCGGCGGCGGCGGGCGCGGGCUGGCUGUACCUGCGGCGGCAGAAGGAGCAGCAGCAGCGCGCCCGCCGCCUGCGCCACCUCCGCGAGCUGUCGCUGGCCCAGGGCGACUUCGAGCUGCGCGACACCGCGGGGAGGACGCGGCGCAAAGCCGAUUUCCUGGGCGAGUGGGUGCUGCUGUAUUUCGGCUUCACGCACUGCCCGGACGUGUGUCCCGAGCAGCUGGAGAGGCUGAGCCGGGCGCUGGAGCUGCUGGAGCGCGACCCGGCGCUGCCGGCGGUGCGGCCGCUCUUUGUCACCGUGGACCCCGAGCGCGACGACGAGGCGGCGCUGUCGCGAUACCUGCGCGACUUCCACCCGCGCCUGCUCGGCCUCACCGGCACGGCGCAGCAGGUGAAGGAGGCGGCGGCCAAAUUCCGCGUGUACGUGAGCGCGGGGCCGCGGGACGCCGACGGGGACUACGCGGUGGAUCACUCGGUGCUGACGUUCCUGCUGGACCCCGACGGCGCGUUCCGGGACUGCUACGGCAGCUCGCGCACGGCCGAGGAGCUGGCGCGGAGCGUCAGGGCGCACAUGGACACGUACGGGGCGGGGCGGGAAUAAACGGGGGGCACG